Sphaeramia orbicularis (orbiculate cardinalfish) is the source of this 1512-nucleotide messenger RNA. It is a transcript of the gene wbp4, whose product is annotated as WW domain binding protein 4. Lineage: Eukaryota; Metazoa; Chordata; Actinopteri; Kurtiformes; Apogonidae. Gene Ontology annotation, molecular function: protein binding; RNA binding; zinc ion binding. Gene Ontology annotation, biological process: mRNA splicing, via spliceosome. Gene Ontology annotation, cellular component: precatalytic spliceosome; nucleus. The transcript is spliced from 10 exons. Bases 140 to 1402 code for a protein of 420 amino acids. The record is from RefSeq and is a predicted model, not a curated record.
UCUUGCUUUCCGUUGACGGACUAUGAUGUCAUCACUAGGGGACGGUGUUGUCAGUACUUGAAAUGUGUGAAACGAUUGUUUUCUUUUCUUAUUUCAUUGUACAUUUGUAACUGAUAGCUUGUUACUUCCGAAACAUAAGAUGGCUGACUACUGGAAGUCACAGCCCAGGAAAUUCUGUCAAUACUGCAAAUGCUGGAUCGCGGACAACAAGCCUAGCAUUGAGUUUCACGAAAGAGGGAAGAAUCAUAAAGAAAAUGUGGCUGCCAAAAUUUCAGAGAUUAAAAAGAAGAGUAUUGAGAAGGCAAAGCAAGAGGAGCGUAUGUCAAAAGAGUUUGCAGCAAUGGAGGAGGCUGCACUGAAGGCAUAUCAGGAAGAUCUGAAGAGGAUGGAAAGGGAAUCAGGGUCAGGUUCACAAGCUCAAACAACAACAAUAACACCACCACCACCAAUAAGAAAGCCACAGGUCCAACCUCAGAAACAGCCUCAGGCUAAAAAAAAGCACAAGCAAGCAGAGAAGAAAGACAAGAAGCCCAGAGAGCAAACAGAAGCACAGGUCUGGGUUAAAGGAAAGACAGAUGAUGGCCAUGUGUACUAUUACAACACAAUAACUGGAGAAUCUCAAUGGGAAAAUCCAGAGGGGUUUCAGGAGGGGAGCUCUUCCUCACAAUAUGGAAACACAGAGAGCUCCUCAGGAUGUGCUUGGAUGGAAGCAGUCAGUCCUGAGGGUUAUACUUAUUACUACAACACAGAGACUGGAGAAUCCAGCUGGGAGAAGCCAGCAGACUUUCCUUCUGAUGAAACCAGUGGGUUGAACACAGACGAGGAGAGUCAGGAGGAGCCUUCAACCGCCCAAGCAGAGCCACUUUCAGGAGAAGAAGAGAACUCGAAUGGAGCCCAGGCACCUCAGGAAGUCACAGCCACUGAACAAGACACCCAGCAACCCAAAGUCCCAAAGAUCAGCUUUAGGAAAAGAAAAGCAGAGGUCGAACCCUCAGUGGAAGAGGGAGAGGAUAAAGCAGGUGAUGGUUGUCUGAAAGAAGACACUGAAGAGCAGAAAAAGGAAGAAGAGAUCCAAACCACAACAGCUGAGCCUGACGUGAAAAAAGAAGAAGAAAAGCCAGUACAGAUACAAGCCAAGAGACCAAAAGCAGCCAAUCCAUAUGGAGCCUGGGAACAAAUCCAGGAGGAGGAAGAUCCAUAUGUGAAGGUGGACUUACAGUUGCCACAGGUUGAGGGAGCUGAAGCCACAGCUCAAGCAGAACUUCCACCAGAGCCAAAACACAAGUUCAAAGAACGCGUCAUUACCUCCCUUGGUGACGAAGGUGGCUCUGCUUCAUUCAGAAAAAACAAGACACAGAAUGGGAAAUCCAGAAGCCUCCGACAGAGAGACAAUGAUGACUGAUAUGUACUUCAUGUCAGAGAUGUGGACAAUGAGACUUUUACACAAGUUUGCCCUUUCUGAAGCAUAUUUGUCAUUUAGUUGCACCAUUAAAAUGUUAAAGUUUAUUAGGA